AUGCUCAACGACGCGCGCGUGGGCGAGAAACGGCGUCGCGCGGGACGACGGCCGAGUCCCAUAUGGACCUUUUUCACCGAGUUGCGCACGGCCGACAACAAAGUGUACGCGUGCUGCCGCUUCUGCCCCAAGCGCCUCGCGGCAGUGGCCUCGCGCAUGCGACAGCACGUGCUGAGCAAAUGUGCGCGUGCGCCAUCCGACAUUCAGCAACUGCUCGACAAAGCCACAGGUAGUACCGGCGCUACUACUUUUCGCCCCAUCUGUAGAAGUAGUACUAGUAGUAGUACUACUACUCCUACCAGUGCUACUAUUUCUUCAACUACUACUCCUGCGACUACUAUUUCGUCGGCUACUACUCCCGACGAGUCGACGAAGACGGCGACACUCACUUUGUCUCCAUCGGCAGAGACUGUCUCAGUUACUACUGUGCCUAUUGUCGGCCGUACAAGUGCUGACCCAAUUGCAUCGGACCGAACUGUGGCACAGCACACAGACGACGUCCAAAGCGCCGCAGUCGAUGGACCUAAAGCGGCAGUCAAAGACGAGAGCAGACAGAGAAAUACGGACCCAAAGAAGCAGACGACGACGACAGCUGUGGAAGUGGUGCGACCUGAAGGGGACGUAAAAACUCGUGCCAGGGACCGCGUACAGCUGCAGGAAAAACACUGCGACGCCCGCCGACGUGUGCACCAGAAACUCGUACUGGCGCUGGUCCUUCACGACGUACCAGUGGCGUUGCUGGAAGACGAGGCGCUGACGGAAGCGUUCGCGUUGGCGCGUCCUGACUGGCCGCGGCUCUCAGUGGAACAGGCGCAGACGACUGUGUUGCAGGAACUCGUGGACGAAGCGACUGCGACGAUGGAGCAGGCGCUGGUCCGGUGUAAAGUGCUCACGUUGGUGCACCGACACUUUCAGCGGUGCCAGACAGGAACAGCGACUGAAGUAGCGUCGCAGUGGUGCAACCGGUGGACGGCAGUGGACGACCACCGCAGGGUCUUCCCGCUCAAGGAGAAGUGCAGAGAUGUCGAGCCUCUGGUGUCGACCACGACGGACGAUGAAGCCUCGUGCAAGUACUGCACGCUGCGAGAAGACUUUGAUGCUGUCGUUUCGACCUAUCGCCUCCGCCUUGCACCCGAAGCUGUCUUCUGCCUCUGCUGUGACUGUCCUCGGACGUACCAGCAACUACGAUCCGAGCAAGCGCGGGCGCUGUCAACAUCUACGCACGGCGCAGACAGCGGGAGCGAACUUGCGACAAAGCCGACACCCACACAAAUGCUGUUGGGCGCGUGUGCAGUUCGUCUAUCUCUUCGAUUGCGCAAGGAACUGCUGACCACGUUCCCUGCAGUCGUCGAUCUGCUUAACAAAGCCAUGUUCCUUGGCCACAGUGUAUCGAAGAUCACACCGCUAGAACCGCAGCUGAAACCCUUGCUGGAAUCGUCGAGGUGGGACGCAGUGCCCCGACUCAUCAAGCGCAUGGUGUAUCUGGAAAACGACAUCCGGCGCUACCAAGCCAAAGUCUCUGUACCUGCGGAUGAAGUCGCGUCUUUUUGGGACAAGCUGCGUGUCGUGGACUCGUUGCUGACCCCGUUCAGCUGGAUGCUGGCACUAAGUGAAGCCAGCGACACGACAUCGGCGCAGUAUGUCGUGCUUUGGCUGUGGUUGCUGGCAAUAGUGGAGUCGACCACGUCGUGUUUGCUACCAAAGCAAGCCAAGCAAAGCUUCGUGUCCGUGGCCGUGUCUAUGAUUGAACGCCACGUCAAUUCGCACGAGCUCGUGUGCGUGCUUCUGGAUCCGCGUGUCGCCGGCGCCGGUCUUUCAGUCGCUGGCAAGCGGCGCGUGAAAUCCUUAGUUGUCCAACUAGCGGAACGCGUGUUUCCAAGCGCAGGAUACGGCAGUGGUGCUGUUCGCUCUCAGCUGUUGAACGAAUUGGGCGAUUACGCAGAGAGAACGGGAGUCUUUUCCGACGUCGUCGCGUGGGAAAUGACUGUCGGUCGGCCCUCGACGCUGUUCUGGAACGACUUUGUCGAGGAUGCGCCGCACUUGACUCGCGUAGCCCGUGCCGUCAUUUCGAUCUCACCGUUCGCACAGACAGCCACCGAGUCGUUCACCGCUCCGCUUCCGCCGGAACAGUGUUCGUGGGACCAGACGUUCGCAGUGCAGCAAUUGAAAGCUCUGACUCGCACCCGUCGAUCAACGCAAAGCACAAGUGGCUUCAAGCAGUACAUCUCGCUGUUGUUCCCUCCAUCUCCGUUGCCACAAGGCAGCGUGUCGGACAGUAUGCUGUCGCGUGAAGUGGCCAACGCUCUUCGAGGGAACAACACGCUGCGAUGGUCCGCACGUGACGAGACCAGAGCCGAAGCCAUCGUCGUGCAUCAACUGCGUCAAAUACUGCAAGCAGGAGGCGACGACAGCGACAAUACUCAGAGCAGCAAACAAGUGCCGGCCCCAUUUCCAGCGGCCACGACACAACACGACCCGCUGGACGUCGGCGUCUCGUGGUUUGCGUUCCAGUCCGUCAACGACCUCAACGUCUUGGAAAACACUGUCAAGAAGUUUGUACAACGUCCCGCCGCCGCCGCUGUCGUCAAUUAG
Messenger RNA from Hyaloperonospora brassicae, 2592 nucleotides. Lineage: Eukaryota; Oomycota; Peronosporomycetes; Peronosporales; Peronosporaceae. The record is from the annotation of a GenBank genome assembly.